GGCGCGUCCGUCCCCCGGGCAGCAUGUCGGGCGCGGCGGAGCCGGAGGCGUCGGUGUCGGCGGCGUCGCAGGAGGAGAGCGAGGACGAGAGCGAGGUGCUGGAGGAGAGUCCCUGCGGCCGCUGGCAGAAGCGCAAGGAGCAGGUCAACCAGGGCAACAUGCCUGGACUGCAAAGCACCUUCCUGGCCAUGGACACGGAGGAAGGCGUGGAGGUCGUGUGGAAUGAGCUGCAGUUCACCGACAAGGCGGCCUUCAAAGCUCAUGAGGAGAAGAUCAAGACCAUGUUUGAGCAACUGGUUGUCGUUGACCACCCAAACAUCGUGAAGGUCCACAAGUACUGGCUGGAUGUGAAGGAAAUCAAGGCCCAGGUGAUCUUCAUCACAGAGUACGUCUCCUCCGGAAGCCUGAAGCAGUUCCUCAAGAAGACCAAGAAGAACCACAAGGCUAUGAAUGCCCGGGCUUGGAAGCGCUGGUGCACCCAGAUCCUCUCGGCCCUCAGCUACCUGCACUCUUGCGACCCCCCCAUCAUCCACGGGAAUCUCACCAGUGACACCAUCUUCAUCCAGCACAAUGGACUCAUCAAGAUCGGGUCAGUUUGGCACAGAGUCUUUGCGAAGGCCAUCCCACCUGAGCUCCGCAGCCCCAUCCGUGCGGAGCGAGAGGAGCAGCGCAACCUGCACUUCUUCCCCCCGGAGUACGGGCAUGUGGCGGAUGGGACAGCCGUGGACAUCUUCUCCUUUGGGAUGUGCGCUCUGGAGAUGGCAGUGCUGGAGAUCCAGUCCAAUGGGGACACCAAUGUGUCGGAGGAGGCAAUUGAGCGGGCAAGGCAUUCUCUGGAUGACCCCAUCAUGCGGGAGUUCAUCCUGGGCUGCCUCCUCCUGAACCCAGACCGGCGUCCUACAGCUCACAACCUCCUUUUCCACCGCGUCCUCUUUGAGGUCCACUCCCUGAAGCUCCUGGCCGCUCACUGCUUCAUCAGCAACCAGUACCUGUGGCCUGAGAAUGUGGUGGAAGAGAAAACCAAGCAGCUGGACCUCAGUAUCGUCAUGGCAGAGAUCCAGCGAGAGGGUCGCCCGCCUGUGCAGUGGAGAUACUCAGAAGUUUCCUUCCUGGAGCUGGACAAGUUCCUGGAGGAUGUGAGGAAUGGCAUUUAUCCCCUGAUGAACUUUGCUGCUACCCGCCCCCACACACUCCCCAGAUCUACAUCCCAGCCCGCCGAGGACCCUCAGAAAGCCAAGACGCCCACGCCAGAGCCCUUUGAUGUGGAGACCAGAAAGGUGGUGCAGAUGCAGUGCGGCAUGGAGUGGAGCGAGGAGAAGAGGCAAUGGCGUCUCACCCUCCUUCUGGUCCUGGAAGACAAACUUCACCGCCAGUUGAGCUACGACCUGCUGCCAAGCGACAUUCCCAAGGACUUGGCUGUGGAGCUUGUGCACUAUGGAUUCAUCAGCCCGGACGACUGUGACAAGCUGGCCACCUUCCUCGAAAGCGCCUUCCGCAAGCAGCACCCUCCUCCUUCCUGAGCCAACAUGGUCCGGGGCAGGUGGGCCCCGUUGGAGAAGGGACAGGAGCCACCUUGGGUGUGGUGGGCCGGAGGGAGGCUGCUGAGGCUCCUCUGUGCCCACGCUGGCUUGGAGGGCAGCAGCCAGGUGGGGGAGGCACCAGGAGGCCUGAGGCUGCCCCACCCUGAAGACCAGGAAGAGCUGGGCAGGGCUGAGAGUUGGCGCUGGCCAGGGCGAAUCUCAGGAAUGGUUGCCUUUCCACCAGCCCCCGCUCCCAUCUCCCUCUGACUGGAAGCAGCUGCUGGUGGGGGUGGCAGAGGAAGUGCAGGCUUGCUCAGAGCACCCGCUGGCCCCUCUUGCUCUGCAGCAUCCCCUGGGCGGUGGCCUGACCUUGCGGUGGAGAGGGUGGCGGGCUCAGAGCCACGAGAAGGAAGCAGAGCUCCAGAGGCCUUAGCUUGGCUACCACACCCGCUGGAUCUCCCCCUCUGCUCCUGUCCGUCCCAGAUGGCGGGCACCCAAGGGCGAAGUCCCAGGACCUCGUUCUUCUCGGAAUGGUCGGGAGCCACAGGGCAGCUGAGCUGCUGGCAUUUGGACUGGGAAGGAGCUGGGCCCCAGGAACCCCCUGCUUCAGAAGUUGCUUCUGCUGCUGCCACUUUGAGCUGCUCAGCUGUGCCCUGCUGCUCUGGGCAGGCAGUGUGUGCGGAUUCUGCUCUUUUGUGAUGUAUGUUGUGUUUGCUGCUGAGCUGCCUGCCUUGGGCACCUUGUGCUGGCUGUGCCAAAUCUCUCCCCCCCCCCGUUGCUUUGUCAGUGCCUGUGAUGAUAGCAAAUAAUAUAUUAAAAUAUAACAAGCCUCGUGGGGAACUGCUGCCUCCUCCGUCUCUAACAACUGGCCCUUUUCCAGCCAUUCUUCUCUGGGCAAGGGCGCUGGGAGCCUGCACAGCCUCAGCUGCUCUGCCUGCCUCCCAUGGAGCCCAGCUCGGGUGCCUGCAGCUCCAGUCAGCUGGAUUGUUUGUCCCCUGGGAAGAGGCAAAGCAGCUCUCAGGAAAGGCAGACAGAGGCAGGAAGAGGAAACGCUCAGCUCAGAGGGCCUUGUGGGGGGACACUCCUCUAGACCAAAAAGCUGCUUCACCUGCACCCAACAUCCUGCCCCGGCACGGAACCCACAAUCCAUAUGCAUGCCCUGCUUCAGCACCAUCAGCCUUGCUGCUUGCUUGGAAAGAGGAUGGGGAGGUAGCAGAAGCUGCUUAUCUGGUGCUGCCUCCAUGGUUGGGUUACUGGCUGUCCCCCCCCCCCCCACGGCCAUGUGCUAGCAAAGCAAAUCCCAAGGCAAGAUUGAACUAGCAAGCCGUGCUAGCAGAACAGAGCCAGCACGAGGGCUCCUCUUUCUCCCACUGUGCCCACAGAAAUUGCUGGGAGAUCUCCCCAAACUGCACUUGGGAGGAAGAGAGGAGGUCAUCCCGCCUGGCAAGCUGAGAAGCUUGUGCUGAUGAAACAACUGGCCCUUGUACUACGUGGAUUUCCUCAGCACAGGAAUGCUGCCUGCCAGCGCCCUGGGGUCCUUGCUUGCUUGCUGCUGCUCUUUGAUAAGCCAGCUGUGAUCCUCUCUGCAGGUGGGCUUGCUCAGGUGAAUUAUGUAAUGUAACCUGUACUUCCACCCCCGCUGCCCUUAGGCUUCACUUGUCAAAUAGCCAAAGCCCUAUUUCCAUCAAGACAGUUGGGCUAAAUGAGCCUCAGAUCCUGCUGGCUUCCUUGAGCCAAGUCCAUCACCCAGCACAGUCCUUGCUGGGAGCGCAGAUGCAGGCCUGCUGUGCUGUAAGAGGCUGAAAGGCUUUUCAGUACUAAGAUGCACAUUCCAAAGGACACCCACGAGGUCCAGAGAGGAAGUUCCGGAAGUGGGCGCAGGGGGCAUGGAUGUCAUGUGCCCCCAGCCAGCAGGAGCCCCAGACUCUGUUUUCUUUCUAUUUCUUUUUUUGAAAAAAGUUAAGUCUCCAGUCCUCUUCUAGGCACUGUCUGUAAGAAGAGCCAAUUUGGCUGCUCCUGCCUUUCAAGGUUUUUAGCCAGUGAGUGAAGUCAGAGCUGUGACUGAUGAGUGAGUUGUUUAGGACCCCAGAGAUUCCUAUUGCCUGGUGUCUUAAAGAACUGCUGUUUCCCCCACUCCUUUAUAGCACACUUUUCUGGCUUGUGAUUCACUUUCUAAUCCUUAGAAUCUCUGUAGUUUGCCCACCCUUUUCUCCUAGCAGUUAGGAUACAUCUUUCCUGUGGUGUUACUUUCUGCAAAUACAGUAAGUAUGCAUGGAUGUAAAAAAAAACAACAACAACCGACCCUUGCAAAUGGCAAAAUGUGGAAAUUUUGCCAAGAGGCUUAGGUAUGUCUCCUGUUGUGCACUCAUUCAGAAGUCAUCUAUAGCUGACUUACAGUACAGUGAUAUACAUGUCUACUAAGAAGCCUGUUUGUGAUAAACAGGGCUUACCCUAUGGCUUUGGUUUAGGGCUGGCAUUGAGGGAAAGCAGGCUCCUUGUGCCUUUAACAGCUGUGUGGCAGACAGAAGUUCUAGAAGUUAAGCCUUUUCAAUUAUGGAAAUACAACGUUUCACUUGUU
Lacerta agilis (Sand lizard) is the source of this 4098-nucleotide messenger RNA. It is a transcript of the gene NRBP2, whose product is annotated as nuclear receptor binding protein 2. Lineage: Eukaryota; Metazoa; Chordata; Lepidosauria; Squamata; Lacertidae. Bases 24 to 1520 code for a protein of 498 amino acids. Gene Ontology annotation, biological process: endoplasmic reticulum to Golgi vesicle-mediated transport; intracellular signal transduction; protein phosphorylation. Gene Ontology annotation, molecular function: ATP binding; protein serine/threonine kinase activity. The record is from RefSeq and is a predicted model, not a curated record. The transcript is spliced from 18 exons. Gene Ontology annotation, cellular component: endomembrane system; cytoplasm.